AUGAAUUUUUUAAUAGAAGGUAAACAACUCCUAAUUAUAUUGGUAAUUUGUCUAUUUCUUAUAACAAAUAUCUGUGCAAACCUAAAGAAGCGUAAAUUAAACAAUAAAGAAACUCUACCAAUUGUUGAGAUAGCUCGUUUAUCAAGAAUUGCAGCAAAGUAUGUUUCUGGAGCUCAUAUUACAGAGAUUGUUGAUGAUCCAGGACCUAGAGCCCGUGCUUGGAUCUCUAGUAAUUAUCAGAGAGCUAAAUAUAGAAGAUUACAAUGGAGUUGUAUCCUGAAAACUCUCAAAGAACCAAUUUUAGGAUAUAAAGUUGAAAUAUCGAUAUUUAAUCAUAAGAAUCCACCUCCUGUACAAACUUUUAUGAAGUCAGAAAAUCAAUUAGAGAUGUAUCAUCAAUGUUUAAAUGUAUUCAAUUUUAUACAUGCUCAAGCAAAAAGUAUGAUAGUUAUUCCAGAAGCUACAAGACCUGUUUUAAAAGUUUUAUUGUAUUAUAUAUGCUACAAAAGUGUUCAAGACUUUUUUGAGGAUAAUUGGCCAAGCUCUGUAAUGAUUCUUCGGGAAAUAAUUUCUAUGGCUAUAUCACUUUCUAAGACUAAUAAAAUUGAAAAGCUAAGAAUUAAUACUUUGAUUAGUGAGUUUUCAAAAAGUCCAUAUAGUCAUGAGAUAGUUCCUAUUAAUAAAUCUCAGAGAUAUAUGAAUAUUGAUAUGGAAGGAUAUAAUAUCUGGCAAUAUGCUUUAUAUAGAAGUCAAAUACUAUAUUCUAGUGAAAUUCCUAUACGAAUGCAACAUCAAGAAGAACUUUCUUAUAUAGUUAUGAGUGGUUCACCGGUUCCUCCAACUGAAUUUCUUAGUAUGCGUAAUUUGCAAUUAUUAUAUACAGAAUCAUUGCAGUUUACAACUGCUUUAAUAUUUUCUAUUAUUCUAUUAAAAGUUCGUAAUACCCUGCCAAUAAGGUCAUUAGAAGUAAAUAUAUAUAAUAUUAAUAAGAUGCCGAAGAAAUUUGUAAAAAUUAAUGUAUUAUUAGCUUUUGCAGCUAGAAUUGCUAGAGAUUAUGUUUACGUAAGAAGUGAAUGGUUUGAAUUGGUAAAUGCACUUUUAGAAUUAGAUUUGGAAGAAAAACAAAGAGGAAAUUCCCCUAUAUUGAAAUGGAAUGGUAAAAUGAAUAUGCCAUUAAAUUUUGAGCCAGAUAUAGUAGAUCCACAACAAUUAAUUACAAAUUGUGUAAGAUCUUUGGAACAACUUUCCAUACAAGGGACUUUAAUAAUAAAUUCUGUACAAUCCAAUAGUGGUCCUGAGAUUUUGCAUAAGUUAGAAAAUAUUUGUACUAGGGUUCAACAUUAUCUUUUACCAUAUUCUAAAGUAUAUGCUAAUUCUCAAGAUGAAAAUAAACAUUUAAAAUCUAUUCUUAAAAAAGUAAAUCCUUUUGAUUAUGGAGAACCUAAAAAGAAAAAUAUUAAAUUUGCUCCUAAUGUUAAAGUGUCAUCAUAUGUUUUGGGUUCUAAACCUUCAGAAAUAGAUGAUUUAGGUUAUUUUACUUUGGAUACUUCUUUGAAGACUACUAUGAAGAGAUCAGAAUUUGAAUCUACAGCUAGAUAUGAAAUUCCAAUACUUUAUCAAAAGCAAGCAACUAAUGAAGAUGAAGUUAUUUCAGAAAUAUUUGAUAAUAAAUUUGUGGAUACUGAAUAUCUUUUGGUUGAUACACCUUAUCCAAAAUCUGAAUAUGAGUUUCAAUCUCAAAUGAUACAAAGUAUGCAACUUGAAGAACCUGAAUAUCAAGAGAUAGAUAAUAAUUCAACAAAAGUCAGCAAAUCACUAGAAUUAAAUAAUAUAAACUUAGAUGAUAAGGUUAAGGUUCAAGACUUGACAGAUGACUCUAAUUUUACUAAUGAAAUGAAUAGUUUAGAUAAUUGGAUAUUAGAUUAA
Cryptosporidium muris RN66 is the source of this 1926-nucleotide messenger RNA. RefSeq lists its product as uncharacterized. Lineage: Eukaryota; Apicomplexa; Conoidasida; Eucoccidiorida; Cryptosporidiidae. Bases 1 to 1926 code for a protein of 641 amino acids. The record is from RefSeq and is a predicted model, not a curated record. The transcript has a single exon.